AUGCCGGCCCUGCUGCUGAUCCUGACCCUGCUUUCAGGGCUGGCUGAUGGAGCCAGCCUCCAGCCGGAACCAAUGAGCCACCUAGGUGUGUGCCCCAACCAGCUCAACCCCAACUUGUGGGUGGAUGCCCAGAGCACCUGCGAGAGGGAAUGCCAUGUGGAUCAGGACUGCGGAGGUUUUGAAAAGUGCUGCACCAACGUGUGUGGGCUGCGGAGCUGUGUGGCCGCUCGCUUUGCAGACGGGAGCUCGGCUGCCCAGGCGCCGGCCGCCACCUGCGAAAGCUUUGUGUGCCCCCAGCAGGGCUCCGACUGCGACAUCUGGGACGGCCAGCCCGUGUGCAAGUGCCGAGAUCGCUGUGAGAAGGAGCCCAAUUUCACCUGCGCGUCAGACGGCCUCACGUACUACAACCGCUGCUACAUGGACGCUGAGGCUUGCCUCCGGGGCCUCCGGCUCAGCGUGGUCCCCUGCAAGUACGUCUUCAGCUGGCCCCACACCAGCCCAGGACCCCCGGAGACUACGGCGCCCCCCACCCCCGGGGCAGCUCCCGAUGUGCCCAUCCCGCCAGCUCUCUACAGUAACCCCUUCCACCAGUCAGUCUAUGCCGGCGGCACGGCCAGCUUCCACUGCGAUGUUAGUGGCCGCCCGCCCCCAGACAUCACCUGGGAGAAGCAGAGUGACCAGCGGGAGAACUUCAUCAUGCGGCCGGACCAGAUGUACGGCAACGUGGUAGUCACCAACAUUGGUCAGCUGGUGGUCUAUAACGCCCGGCCCGAGGAUGCUGGGCUCUAUACCUGCACCGCCCGCAACGCCGCCGGCCUCCUCCGAGCCGACUUCCCCCUGUCAGUCAUCCAGCGGGAGCCCCCGAGAGGGGUGCCCCCAGCCCCCAGUCCGCCGCCUCCCGCUCCGAGCGAGUGUCUGAAGGAGCCGGAUCGUCAAGCCUGUCAAGGCAACAGCGGCCGAGUUCGCUGGCACUUUGAUGCCAAAAGGGGCGGGUGCAUCACCUUCCAAGACUACGGCUGUGAUGGGGGGAACGGGAACCGCUUUGAAACGUACGAGGCCUGCCAGCGGGCUUGUGCCCGGGGGCCCGGAGACGCCUGCAUCUUGCCUGCUGUGCAAGGUCCUUGCCGGAGCUGGGAGGCUCGCUGGGCCUACAGCCCUCUGCUUAAACAGUGCCAUUCCUUCGUGUAUGGGGGCUGCGAAGGCAACGCCAACAAUUUUGAAAGCCGGGAGAGCUGCGAGGACGCGUGCCCCUUCCCUCGUACACUGCCUUGCAAGGCCUGCAGGCUCAAAAGCAAGAUGGCGCUGAGCCUGUGCCGUAGCGAUUUUGCCAUCGUGGGACGACUGACGGAAGUGAUCGAGGAGCCCGACGCUGGCAUUGCCCGAUUUGCCUUGGAGGGCGUGCUCAAGGAUGAUAAGAUGGGCCUCAAGUUCUUCGACACUAAGUAUCUGGAAGUGACGCUGACCGGCAUAGACUGGGAUUGCCCCUGUCCCAACAUGACGGCCGGGGACGGGCCGCUGGUUAUCAUGGGGGAGGUGCAUGACGGCGUGGCCGUGCUCCACCCUAGCAGCUACGUCAGGGCUGCCAGUGACAAGCGGGUGAAGAAGAUCUUAGAGCUGAUCGAGAAGAAGGCCUGUGAGCUGCUCAACCGUUUUCAGGACUAAGCCUGGGCGCCUGCAGGGGCCCAGGCGGGAUUGGGCCCUGAAGGGGCGGAUCCUGGCCUGGCCCGGAGCCUCCUCGUGCCCGGCUCAGCCUGUACGCUCCGGAGUAGUGAAUAAA
Messenger RNA from Gracilinanus agilis (Agile Gracile Mouse Opossum), 1777 nucleotides. It is a transcript of the gene WFIKKN1, whose product is annotated as WAP, follistatin/kazal, immunoglobulin, kunitz and netrin domain containing 1. Gene Ontology annotation, molecular function: receptor antagonist activity; transforming growth factor beta binding; serine-type endopeptidase inhibitor activity. Gene Ontology annotation, biological process: negative regulation of transforming growth factor beta receptor signaling pathway. Gene Ontology annotation, cellular component: extracellular region. The record is from RefSeq and is a predicted model, not a curated record. The transcript has 2 exons. Lineage: Eukaryota; Metazoa; Chordata; Mammalia; Didelphimorphia; Didelphidae. Bases 1 to 1662 code for a protein of 553 amino acids.